Fundulus heteroclitus (mummichog) is the source of this 3179-nucleotide messenger RNA. RefSeq names its product gastrula zinc finger protein XlCGF57.1. Gene Ontology annotation, molecular function: RNA polymerase II transcription regulatory region sequence-specific DNA binding; DNA-binding transcription factor activity, RNA polymerase II-specific. Gene Ontology annotation, biological process: regulation of transcription by RNA polymerase II. Gene Ontology annotation, cellular component: nucleus. The record is from RefSeq and is a predicted model, not a curated record. The transcript has 3 exons. Bases 590 to 1864 code for a protein of 424 amino acids. NCBI's taxonomy places the organism in Eukaryota, Metazoa, Chordata, Actinopteri, Cyprinodontiformes, Fundulidae.
CAUUCAUUGGCCAAAGAUGAGGAAGUGACCGGAUGUAGCAAUGUUAGCUUGGCUGGCUAUGUCCUCGCAGAAAAACGUCCCAAAGUUUGUGAUUAACAAGUGUUUAAAUUAUGUGUCAGGCUCUCUCCUCCACAGUUCUGGUGACUGUGUCGCUGCUACGUGUUUAUUUGGAAGCGCUGUGAUGAUUAGUAGCGGAGGUUUGUAGCACAGGAUGUAGCUAGCCUUCAUUAGCAAAGUAAAUGGACUGUUAGCCUCCGUGGAGCUAACGCUGCGAGCAGCAGAGACAUAAUCAGCGUUUCCGACUUUUAAACUGUUGAAGGGUCAUGGUUUAGGGUUAAAAAAAGAAAGCAGAAUUGGCAUUUGUGGUACUGAGCGGGGACAGACGCCAUCCUCUGUGGACUCCUCCUCUAACCGUGUUGUCCAGCUGAGGACCGAGAGACUGGGGACAGUUCCAGAGAGGACACAGAGCUGCUGACCAAGUUUCAGGAGGCAGGGAAACUGAAGUUACAUGUUAUAUGACUGAACCCUUGAUCUACUGGAACAUGUGAAUGUUGCAAACCAGGAUUGUGAAAUCCCAGCUGGAUCCAGGAUGUCUGAGAUGAUGAAGGUUGAAGCAGAGGACCCUGGAGGACUCAGUUCAGUGUCCUCCAUACCUGCAGGAUCUGCAUCAGAACUGGAGCAGAAACACGACAACAAAGAUCUCAUCCAUCAGAUGUUUGUGAUGAAAGAAGAGGCCCACAUAAAGGAGGAAGAGGAAGAACUAUGGAUCAAUAUGGAGGAAGAGCAGGUUACUCUGAAGACUGAAGAGGAAGAGAAAGUUCAGUUAUUAGAGCUUCAUCAAAUCAAAUUUGAAGACAAAACGAAAACAGAACAUGGAGGGGAGGACUGUGGAGGACCAGAAUCAGGCAGAAAAGCAGAUCUGCGAGGUUCUUCACAACAAAGGAAGGUGAUAGGGAACAAAAGAGCUAAAAUAUCUAAACUGUGUUCCAAACGCACCUCUCAAGUUAGUGUCCACACUGGACAGAAACCAUAUGGUUGCAAUAUUUGUGGCAAAAGAUUCAGACAUAAGACUUAUGUUAAAAUACACAUGAUGAUUCACACGGGGAUAAGAGAACAUAGCUGCGGGUUUUGUGGUAAAGGCUUUAAAGAAAAACGUUGUCUUCAGACACAUAUAAGACUCCACACUGGAGAGAAACCAUUUGCCUGUGAUGAUUGUGGGAGAAGGUUUCAUGCGAAGACAAGUCUGAAAAGUCACCUGGAGGUCCAUUCAGGAGAAAAUCCCUUUUCCUGUGAUAUUUGUGGUACAAGAUUUAAAAGGAAUGAGAAUCUUAAAAAGCACAUGAGGAUCCACACUGCAGAAAGGCCUUUUGUUUGUAGUCUUUGUAGUAAAGGAUUUUCGCAACAAAUUCAUCUAAAGAGUCACAUGAGUGUUCACACAGGAGAGAAACCAUUCAUGUGUAGGAUUUGCAAUAAAGAAUUCUCCCGACAAGGAAAUCUAAAGAGGCACAUGUGUGUUCACACAGGAGAGAAACAGUUUAUUUGUGGUUUUUGCAAUAAAGGGUUUUCAAAGCAACUUUAUCUCAAAAAUCACAUGGAGGUUCACACUGCACCAUUUAGCUGCAGUGUUUGCGGUAAAUGUUUUGUGGAGGAAAUGCAGUUAAAACAACACAUGAGACUCCACACAGAGGAGCGGCCGUUUGGUUGUGAUAUCUGUAAAAUCAGAUUUAACAAAAAAUACAAUCUUAAUAGUCACAUGAGACUCCAUUUAGGAGAGAAACCAUUUGUAUGUAGGGUGUGCAGUAAAGCAUUUUCACGACAUGGAGAUCUGAAGAAACAUAUGUGUGUUCAUGAGAGCUACAGCUAAAGGUCUUUUUCUGAGUCUGUGAUUAUUAUACAGGUCUUGCUUCAUUUCUAUGGGUGUUUUCACACCUGCCAUGUUUAGUCCACCUUAAAGAGUUUUCCCCCCCUUGGUCCGGACCUUUUGUGCAGGUGUGAAUAUACUCAAUCACCCUGGUCCAGACUGGCAACCAGUUUUUGAGGUAGUCUCGGUCCACCAAAAAAACCGGUGCGGUUCACUUCUGCUGUAAUUAUGAAACGGCCUCGAUGUGACAAAUAGAAAUCAUGUGCCUCUUUGAAAAUAACAGGUCACCAUAGCAGUGAACAUAGUAUCUGUUGCUUAGCAACACUGCUGCAAGCCAGCUGUGUACUUAAUUCGGCUUGCAGGACUUCCAGAAUAUUGUUCUGAACUGUGUCCUUUAGUUUUCUGAAAAGUUUUUUAAAUAAUAAUAGUUUGUUUCCAUUUCCGGCUCUGUACUAUGUCCCACCCUAGUUUCUGUCCAGUAGGAGCAACAAUCGCCACACAUGGCUUUAUUACAAGUUAUAACUCACUUGUAAAACGUACCAUGUGAAAGCAAACAGCAACAAAUGAAAAAAAUAAAAAGUCUGUUUUUGGUCCGGAUCAAACAAGCAGAUCAAAGAAUCAAAAGGUGUGAAUACACCCUAAGCUGUCUUACCUCCUUUUCUCAAUUUUGUACAACUGUGAAUUUCUCUCUGAUAAAGCUACAUUAUCAUAUAAAUUCCUGCACUAAACUAAAUUUGAUUACACUUUCUAUUUUAAAUGUAUAAACUCGGAUCACGCUGCCGUGAUUGAAUCACAUGACAUACCGCAAAAAAAGUGGAUCACUGGUGCGCUCAAUUAUAUUAAAAGGCAGCAAUUAUGCCCUUUGUAAAUUUUGCUGCAUUUCUCCUGUUUGUCUCCAUCCUAAUGACUCUUCUCUGAAAAAUACAUUAUUAGAAGACAUGUUCCAACGUAGAAGGAUUAAAAAGCACUGUGGUCUCAGUUGUUGUGUACACAGGAAAAACAGAAGCUGUCUCUAUGGGGAACCUCUGGCACAUGCCUAGUAGAAAUUAAUGCCCACAGCAUGUUGGAUGCCGACCAGUUUAAAAACCACAGAAGUGGUUUUAUCGCGCAAAGUCAUCUAAAGCAACAGUUAAACCUCGUAGUCUAUCCUUAAAAACACUUCAGUCUCCGCCAUUCUGGCUGUAUUUAGUGUUGGCGCCUUUUUAAGGGGAAUGUUGGUGCGCAUGUUGUUGAGUUUCAAAGAGCAUACCGCCCACUAGUGGCUUGGCGAGGAAAUAAAAAAAAUGUUUUUAGGGUUUCUACUUCUGUGCUGUGCAGU